AUGCUUGAGAAUAUAUUCAUUGUUCAUAAUUCAGGUGUAACUUCUGCAGAAGAGCUAGCCGAAAAAUACCAAAAAUUAUUUUCGGAAUAUUCACGGAUCAAAGCUCAACAAUCAAUACUUAAGAAGGCUGUUAUUAAGGAACAAGCAGAUAAUGCGUCAUUAAAGGAAGAACGUAGAUCUAAAGAACAAGAAUUGCGAUCAUCUUUAGAACAAUUAGAUCUUUUGACACUUCAUAAUCAACGUUUAACAAGACGUAUUGAAAGUUUGCAAGAUUCAAGCGGUUCGAGGAUAUCGUCUGGUUGGUUUUUGGGUUCCGCAAAAAAAGAGCUUGAACAAUUAAAAUCUAAUUUGGAAGCUGCUACAGUAGAGCUUCAAAGAAAGAUUGAAGAAAAUGAAUUUAUGAGAUCACAACAUGCAUCUGAAGAAGCUAUAAAUGUUUUGGGAAGAGAAAAACAUGAACUUCAUAAUGAAGUUGAUAAAAUAAGAGCUGAAUUAAACAUGACGAAAUCAUUAAUGAUAAAGAAUGAACAAAAAAUUAAAGACGGUGAUAAUGGUUUACGAUGUGAAAUGGAUACACUUAGAGAUAUUCUAUCACUCCAUCUAGGUUUAUCCGAUGACAAUAAAUUUGAUCAAUUUGAAUAUGAUUCGGAAUUUAGUGAGAUAAUUGCAAGUUAUAAACAGUUACAAUCUAGCGCACGAAAUUAUUUACAGACUCUUGGAGAUAAUUCUGAUGAAGUAAAUGAAUUAGCUACAAAAGUUAAAAAAGCAAGUCAGCUAUGGCAACAAAAUUUACAGAUUUUGGCUAUAAAAUUAAAAUCUGCACAAAAAUUUGAAAACAGUAAAUUAAAAAAUGAACAAAAGGUGAGAGAAGCCAAAGAAAUUGAUUCAAAUAAAAAAAUCAUAUCAUUAGAAUUUGAAAAUAGUAGAUUGAAGAGCGAGUUAGAAAAUCAAGAGUUGAAAGAAGAAGCCAGAGAAAAUGAAAAUUAUAAAUUAAAGGAGGAAUUGGAAAAACAAAAGUCGAUACAAGAAGAUAAAGAAAUUGAUCUAAAUGAAAAGAUUGUAUCUUUGGAAUCUGAAAAUGGUAUAUUAGAGGAAAAGUUGGAAAAACAAAAGUUGAAUGAAGAAGAUAAAGAAACUGUUUCAAUUGAAAUUGCAUCUUUAGAAGCUGAAAAUAAUAAAUUAAAAGAAGAAUUGGAAAAACAAAAGAUGGAAGAAGAAGCUAAUUCUAAUACUAUUGCAUCUUUAGAAGCUGAAAAUAAUAAAUUAAAAGAAGAAUUGGAAAAACAAAAGAUGGACGAAGAAGCUAAUUCUAAUACUAUCACAUCUUUAGAAGCUGAAAUUAAUAAAUUAAGAGAAGAUUUGGAAAAACAAAAGAUGGAAGGUGAUAAAGAAGUUGAUUUAAAUGAAAAGAUCGCAUCUUUAGAAGCUGACAAUAAGUCCGAAAUUAGUAAAUUAAAAGAAGAAUCGGAGAAACAAAAGUUGAAUGAAGAAGCUAAUUCUAAUAUGAUUGUAUCUUUAAAAGCUGAAAAUAACAAACUAAAGGAAGAAUUUGAAAAACAAAUAGUAAAAGAAGAUAAAGAAGUUGAUUCAAAUAAAAUCAUAUCUUUAGAAGCCGAAAACAGUAAAUUAAAAGAAGAAUUGGAAAAACAAAGGAUGGGUGAAGAAGAUAAAGAGACUAGCUUAAAUGAAAAAAUCACAUCUUUGGAAGCUGAAAUUAAUCAAUUAAAGGAAGAAUUGGAAAAACAAAAAUUGAAUGAAGAAACUAAUUCUAAUACAAUUGUACCUUUAGAGUCUGAAAUUAAUCGAUUAAAGGAAGAAUUGGAAAAACAAAAGUUGAAUGAAGAAGCUAAUUCUAAUAAAAUCACAGCUUUAGAAACUGAAAAUAGUAAAUUAAAAGAAGAAUUGGAAAAGCAAAUGAUGGGUGAAGAAGAUAAAGAAACUGGUUUAAAUAAAAAAAUCACAUCUUUGGAAACUGAAAUUAAUGAAUUAAAGGAAGAAUUGGAAAAACAAAAGUUGAACGAAGAAGCUAAUUCUAAUAAAAUUGCAUCUUUAGAAGCUGAAAAUAGUAAAUUAAAAGAAGAAUUGGAAAAACAAAGGAUGGGCGAAGAAGACAAAGAAACUGGUUUAAAAAAAAAAAUCACAUCUUUGGAAGCUGAAAUUCAUAAAUUAAAGGAAGAAUCGGAAAAACAAAAGGUGACGGAAUCAGAAAAACAAAGGGUGAUAGAAGAUAAAGAAUUCAAUCUAAAUGAAAAGAUUGUAUCUUUGGAGGAUGAAAAUCAUAAAUUAAAGGAAGAAUCGAAAAAACAAAGGGCGGCAAACGAAAAAGAGAUUGAUUUAAAUGAAACAAUCAAAUCUUUAAAGGAAGAAUUGAAAAUUCAAAAGGAGAUAUCUGAGAAAGAAAUUAAAAAUUUACAAAUUGAAACUAAGAAAAAUUUAGAUAUUAAAGAUAAAUCUAAUGAUACAAGCACCAAUAUAGAGUUAGAAUAUUCUGAUAGUAAAUGUUUAAGAUUAAGUAAUGCCAUAGAAAGUGUCAAAGAAAAAUUAGCCGAGGCAGAAGCUCAUAUAUCAAGUAGUGAAAAAGAAAAAACAGAUUUACGUGAUAAUAUCAAUAGAUUAAAUGAAAAAUUGAAAGAAGAACGUGAAGGUCAUGAAAAACUAGUCAUGAGUUGGGUUGAAGAGCAAAAAAAUAAUAAAAAUAACAAUUAUUAA
This is a messenger RNA of Entrophospora sp. SA101, 2709 nucleotides long. Lineage: Eukaryota; Fungi; Glomeromycota; Glomeromycetes; Entrophosporales; Entrophosporaceae. The record is from the annotation of a GenBank genome assembly.